Molecule: messenger RNA, 4519 nt
Organism: Trichosurus vulpecula (common brushtail)
Lineage: Eukaryota; Metazoa; Chordata; Mammalia; Diprotodontia; Phalangeridae
Gene: AK3
Product: adenylate kinase 3
Exons: 5
Coding region: 247-933 (228 amino acids)
Biological process (GO): nucleobase-containing compound metabolic process
Cellular component (GO): cytoplasm; mitochondrion
Molecular function (GO): AMP kinase activity; ATP binding
Source: RefSeq, a predicted model, not a curated record
AGUUCACUUCCGGGAGGCCAACUUAUUAGCAUUGAGUCACCUAGACCUCGGCCUGCCCUUGCUGCAGUCGGUGAUUCUGUUUGCUCCCUGGCACUUCCUGACCAGGCCCAGCACUGUAUCCACUUUCUCCACCCCGUCCCGGCUGUUAAGAUGCACCCAAGCGGCUGCUGAAGUAGGUGCACGGGCUGGCAAAAGAAGCUGGUGCCCGGUUCCCACCAGACUUAACCCAGAGGCUGGCUGGCGGAGAUGGGGUCGGCAGGGCGCGUUCUCCUGCGGGCCGUGAUCAUGGGGCCCCCCGGCUCUGGCAAGGGAACCGUGUCCUCUCGCAUCAUCAAACACUUCGCCUUGAAGCAUCUCUCCAGCGGAGACCUGCUCCGGGACAACAUGAAUAAGGGAACAGAAAUUGGUGUGCUUGCCAAGACCUUCAUUGAUCAGGGGAAGCUCAUACCAGAUGAUGUCAUGACCCGGCUGGCCCUGCAUGAACUGAAAAAUCUAGCUCACUGUAGCUGGUUAUUGGAUGGUUUUCCCAGGACUGUCCCACAAGCUGAAGCCUUGGACAAAGUCUACCAGAUAGAUACAGUGAUUGAUCUGAAUGUACCCUUUGAGAUUAUUAAGCAACGUCUCACCUCUCGCUGGAUUCACCCGAGUUCUGGCCGAGUUUACAACACUGAAUUCAACCCUCCUCAAAAAAUUGGCAUUGAUGAUAUUACUGGAGAGCCUCUUAUACAGCGUGAGGAUGAUAAACCAGAAACUGUUACCAAGAGACUAAAGGCUUAUGAGGCCCAAACAAAACUUGUUCUGGAGUAUUACCGGAAUAAGGGUGUGUUGGAAACUUUCUCCGGAACAGAAACCAACGUGAUCUGGCCCCAAGUAUAUGCUUUUCUCCAAACAAAACUGCCAGAUAUAAGUCAGAAAGGAGCAGUGACUCCCUGAAGAAUAGCAAUUCCCUAUAAGAGGAUCAGAACACUGGUUUGCUUUGUCAGGGAGCUUCUGAAUUAUGGGACUCAUCAUAUAUGAAUUCUAAGAUCAUGAUCUACUUUCAUUUUUGCUGAUUUUUCUGGAAACUAAGUGAUGAGUCAAUCAUGAAGACUUUCAUUUCUUACAUCUUUAUUGCAGUGACCUGGUUCUCAUCUCCUGGUGGUUUGUGUAGUUUUUAAAAAUUCCUAUUUAUGUAUCUAACCAUAUUUCAUUUUGUAAAAUGGCAAAGCCAAAAGGAUGACUGGUCAUUUUAAAACAAUACGAUGCCCUUUUUUAGUAAGUCAACAGCUUCUAGUGUUUCCCUCUUUUUUAGGAAAAGAAUCGAUGUUUACAUAGCACUAACUGAGAUCAAAUACACUAUCAAAGAGGCAUUCUCUUCCUCCUUGUCCUUUUAGAUUAAAGCCAUGACAAAUAUCCUUCUUCUGACUUUAACUCAGAAAUUUCCAGCACUGUUUUUUUAAAUAUCUGGAAGAUCUGCCUUAGAGAAUCACUGAUACAGAAUGUCAAUUUAUCUAUGCCUCAAAUAACGCACAUAUGAAUCAGCUUUAUUUGAUGACUAGAAUGUGCUUAUUUUUCUGGUGAGGAUCCUCUCCUUUGAGGGCAGCUAGGUGGCACAGUGGACAGGGCACAGGGCUUCAAUCAGGAAGACUUAUCUUUCUGAGUUCAAAUUCUGCCUCAGACAUCUACUAGAUGGGUGACCCUGGGUAAGUCACUUAACUUUGUAUACCUCAGUUUCCUCAGCUGUAAAAUGAGCUAGAGAAGGAAAUGGCAAACCACUCUAGUAUCUUUGCCAAGAAAACCCCAAAAUGGGGCCACAGUCAGUCAUGACUGAAACCACUCAACAACAACAAAAUUAUCUUCUCUUUUAAUUCUGCCUGUUUCUUCAAGAGUAACUAUAGAGCAGAAUGCUGAAUUCAGAGCCAGGCAACUUGAGUAUAAAUGCUGGCUCCUGCUACUUAUAAGCUGUGGAAUCUUGGGAAAGAUCACUUAACCUCUCUAGGCUUCAUUUGUUAAAAUGACCGGGUUGGACUAGAUGACCCAGUGAGGUUUCCUCCCCUUCUAAAUCCAUUAUGAUGCCACGAACUAUUGAAAACUGCAAUGCUCAUUAGGAAAACAUUCUUUCAUUUGUAAAGUGCUUUGGCAUUUAGAAAGUACCACAGCAUACAUAAUCUCAUUUGAUCGAGACAACAGAACUGUAAGAGAGGCACUAAAGGAGUGAUCAUCCUCAUUUUGUCUUCAGUAGUUCAGUCCUGUCUGACUCUUUGUGACCCUGUGGACCAUAGCACACCAAGCCUUCUUAUCCUUCACUAUCUCUUGAAUUCUGUCCAAGUUCAUGUACGUCGUUUCCAUGACACUAUCUAUCCAUCUUGUCCUCUACCAUCCCCUUCUUCUUUUGCCUUCCAUCUUUCCCAAUGUUAGGGUCCUUUCCAAUGGGUCCUGUCUUGUCAUUUUAUGUGGCCAAAGUAUUUAAGCUUCAGCUUACAUAUUUGUCCUUACAAUGAAUAGUCUGUCUGUUUUACAGGAUCAGGAAAAUGAGACUCAGGAGUUAUCUCAUCCCAGAUUACAAAACCACAUAGUGCCACUGCCUAGAGAUAACUGGUCAUUAUGUUUAUUAUUGGUCUUUUUUCUUUUGAAGAUAUUUUCUUGCACUGGGGGAUAUGACACACAAGAGUAACAUAAUGCAAUGAAGAGGUAUAAUUUUUAUCCCAAAUGGAAAGUUCUUAAUUAGGAGAUUCUAAUCUCAUUCUUUAUUCUGGUUGAGAAAUAUGGACUUUAGUAUAUAAUUUCUGUUUUUUCUUCCUUGUUCUCACUUAUAUUUUGCUGUCAGUAAUUUGUCCUUAUGGAUUCCAUGCUAACCUACUGAGAAAGAAACAUGGUACUCUGCAGACCAAGUAUGUUUCCUGAAGUAAGCAUGGGGCCUUACAUGUAAUAGGCUCAUAAUAAGUGAUAUUGGUGAUUGUUAGCUUUCUACCUCCCAAUUCUUGGGCAUCCCUGGGCAUCUUGGUAUCAAUAGCUUCCUUGAAGAAGUAGCAGGUGGAGUAAAGUCCUGGAAGGGUUGCCAUUCCAUAUAUGAGGUAACAGACUUGGUAGGAGCAAGAAGAUAGUAUAGUUUGGGGAAGAAUGUUUAUUAUUAUUAUUUUUUAAAUUUCUAAAAAAAGAAACCAUGAUGCUGCCCACCCUAUCUUAAUUUUGGGAAAGGAAAACUUCCAGAAGUGGGUGAUCUUAAAUCAUUUAAUGUCUCUGGGCCUCAGUUUUCUUAUCACUAAGAUGGGAACAAGAGCAGGUACCUCUAAGGGUUGGUGUGAGGAUCAAACAAGGUAAAACAAAGCUUAUAUUUCAAUUGUAUUUUCCUCACAAUAACCCUAUGAGAGUCUGUGGGUAGGAUUUGAAUAUUAUUCUUAGCCCCACCCCAUCUGAUAGAUGAAAUUGACUUGCCCAGGGUCAUACAUCUAGUAUCAGAGAUAGGAUUCAAACUCUGAUUUCCUGACUCUGUGGCUGGUUGAGAAUAGUGGUAUGGUGACACCAUAUAGCGAAUCCAAACUUCACAGAACAAAUCCCCUUAAUAAAAGGAUUUUUUUUUCUGUAAAACUUGGGACUCGGUCAAAAGGUCACAUCGUAGAACCCAGAAGGCCACAGGUUCCCCAACCCUGGACUGUAAAUAAAAUGCUGGGCUCAGUGUCAAGGACAACUGAAUUUAAAGCCUGCCUUAAACAUUUAAUUGUGUGACUCUAGGCAAGUCACUUUCUCUCAAGCCUCAGUUUCCUCAUCUGAAAAAAGGAGAGACUUUGGACUUAAUGACUUCUAAAGUCCCUUCCCGCUGGAAAUCUAUGUUUCUGAGCUGUGGCAUCAGAGCGGAACAGGAAAUUGUCAUGGUUUGACUUACCUGGCUUUCCUUCUCUGCAGACUACAUUUUUUAUAAGUGAUCAUUUAAGUGCUAUGUCAAGUUUCCCAGUGUCUUUGAAAACUUGACCUCCCCUUUUUCUGAGAUUUUCUUCUAGGCAGUUAAAAUGUAAAGGCCAUUUUAGAAAAAAAAAAAAAAAGGUUUUUUUUUCCUAUUUAGCAUUUCUCACUCACUCACUGUCUGUCUUUUUCAAGAUGGAUGGAAUGAGGCAUUUUGAAAGGAUUACCACUACUACUUCCCUUUUUGGUAUAUUUUUCUUUUACUUUGUACAAGAUUUUCUGUAAUGCCUUAUGUGAGUAUCAUAGUAUACCCAUUUCUAACAAAAUAAUUGUGGAAUAUUAGACUGAUACAAAACAAUACUAGAUUAUAAAGCAUGCUUUAUAAUAAAAUCAAUCAGAAAUCAAAACCAAUGUUUCUUUCUCUUUGACUGUAUGUACUCCAUCCACACUUGCCCUAUCAAUUAUGUUGAUGCUUUGUUUUCCUGCUACUUAAAAAAGCUCUGCGAAUUGAAAUCCAGAUUCUUAAUUUCAUAGUGUUUUAUACUUUACAAAAUGCUUUUACUUGUAUUCCUUAGAAUCAACUGUAAGAAGAAUGAAGGGCAUUGUUGCUAUUUAACAAAUGAAGCUGAUUUCCCAAUUA